AUGGCAACGGAAACAGCCGCAACGACGCAGCUGCGCCUCGCCUCGCCCAACGGCAUCAUCACGCGAACGGUCCUGAAAUCGCCCCUUCGCGAUGCUCUGCCCUCUGAAAUCCCCAUCAUCGACAUUUCGCCCAUCUUCAGCCCGUCUCUCAGCGAGCGCCAGGCCGUCGCCCAGCAAGUGCGCGCUGCGGCCCGGAACAUGGGCUUCUUCUACAUCAAGAACCAUGGAAUUCCCGAGGACGUGACGCAGGAUGCCUACGAGGCGUGUCUGGCUUUUUUCCGACAGGACAUGGAGACCAAGAUGAGGGCGACGUAUGAGAAUGCGAGAUGGGAUAACGGAUAUAGGGCGCCGGACACGCAGCGAUUGAACCCGUAUGAGGGGAUUGAUGUGCGGGAGUCGUUUUCGUAUCUCUACGACCCGCGGUAUGAUCCUACGGUUGGGGAGGAUGGGAUUAAGGAUAUACCAGAGGAGGUGAAGCAGCAUCUGCACAAUGAGGACUAUCCGUGGGAACAGACGAGCAACUUUCCGAGGCUGAAGGAGACCAUGGUGAGGCACAUUGGGGAGUGCUUGAAGCUGGCGAGGGCGCUGACGAGGUGCUUCGCGCUGUCGCUGGGGCUGGAAGAGGGCAUGUUUGAUGAGAAGGUGAGGUAUCCGGAUGCGUCGUAUGGGCUGAAUUACUAUCCGCCUAUUACACAAAAGGCUACUACUACGGUACUACAGGAUCACGAUGAUGGUGGUGAUGGGGAGAGAGUCUCGAUUGGCUCUCACACAGACUUCCAGCUCUUCACAAUCCUCUGGCAAGACUCGCACGGCGGGCUGCAAGUCCUCAACAAGCAGGGCCAGUGGCUCCGCGCGAGGCCCGUCGACGGCACGCUGGUGGUCAACCUGGGCGACUGCAUGCAGCGCAUCACCAACGACGCGUACGUGAGCACGGUGCACCGGGCGAGGAAUUACAGCGGCAGCGAGCGGGUGAGCAUUCCGUUCUUUUGGGGGUUUGGGCUGCAUGAGACGUGCAGCGUGGUGGUUGUUGCGGAGGGGGAGGAGAGGAAGUAUGAGGAUGUGAAGUGCGAUGACUGGGUGAGGAGGAGGAUUGAGGGGAUGCUGGAGCUGGGCAAGCUGGAGGAGAGUGUCGAGGAGAGCUGA
Trichoderma asperellum CBS 433.97 is the source of this 1143-nucleotide messenger RNA. RefSeq lists its product as uncharacterized. Gene Ontology annotation, molecular function: 2-oxoglutarate-dependent dioxygenase activity. NCBI's taxonomy places the organism in Eukaryota, Fungi, Ascomycota, Sordariomycetes, Hypocreales, Hypocreaceae. The record is from RefSeq and is a predicted model, not a curated record.